AUGAGUGAUGCAGUAUGUAAUACUGAAUCUUCAACUGCUUGUGAUGCUUCCGAAUCACCUCCUAUCCUACAGAAUCGACAACCCAUCUGGAGACGACAUGUUUUCCCUGCUAGUCCUGCUGUGAGUGUUGAUCCAUUCGAGUUGCCUCCCAGUCUCACACCAGCUCUUAAACGAGUGAAGUCACGAACGAAACUGGUACCAAAGACACAAGCUGUUCCUGACUGCAGUUCUACGGUCGUGCCUUCGUUGUUCUUAAGAACGAGUCCUAGGAAGAAGCCUCCGACCGAGAAAAACUUUUACUUGGUCACUCAAAUGGAACAAAAAGUUGAUCUGGGAAAGUGCGGGGCCGCAGCCGAAAAUGCGCCUACUAGUUCCACUGAUACCAAUAUUGGUUCGCAAAUCCCAUCUAGAGUUGAUAACAACCCCUAUCCUGUGUCAUUACCACCGAAGAAGCCGCGUCUUGCAUUUCUAGCAACAAGCACUUCUGAUUUCCGCUCACCUCGAAAACCGGUGACAAUAGAGCCUGAUUUCCAGAAGCCUUCUUCUUCGACACCAUUGUCUCGCUUUUCAAAGACGCUUAGACACAGUAGUGCUAGUCUCAGUAGAAUAGCCGAUAAGAUUACUCGAGAGUCGGAGACCUCGCAUAACGAUUUGCCGGAAAAAACACUUUUAAUGUCACCGAAAUUGUUUCGUAGUCGGAGCAGUAUGAACCUGAGAUUAACGCCGGAAAGAGAUUUGCGAGAGCGAAGGAUUUCUGAAUCGAGCAAUGCAACGGCUCCUCGUGCUAGCCCGAAGAAGAAACUUCAGCCGAGUGCAACGUUAUCAGAUUUGCGACGCUCACCUUCAGCAUCGACGAAUCGAAGAAGGCGCGCUUCGCUCUCAUGCUCACACUCAAAGGAACCUCUUGCUAAACAGUUGCGCAAAAGAAGCUCGAGUCUUGAGCUGCGAGACAUCGAAACUAAUGAGAUAGCACUACAUAGGAAAAGGAGGGUCAACUAUGUGAAGCAAGUAAACGUACUUGACAUGGUAACUACCUUGACAGAGAUUUUCCCAAGCCAGAACACUGAACAGGCAGUCACUCUAUCCACAGAGAGUGUAAGCAGUAAUGAUCCGGAAGUAAAGAUUACUCCUCCACCAUUGGGCGCUGCAGACCGAGAUAGCCAAGAAGAUACUAAUUGCAACCAUGACACUCUGAAGGAUGAUGAACUAAUAAAAACUCACCUGAGCGCUGGGAGUGAACAUGAUCAGGGAGAAGCAGAAACGACAAAUAGUUUUGUGAAGAGUUGUCCUCUAGAGACCAAGCUGAUAUCAUCAAAGACGGAAAAAGCGGCUAACAGUAACAACAGAGGAGAACUUGUUGAACCAGAGAGAGGUCAACCGGUUGUGGUCAUGAACACCAUGGAGGCUGAAUCUGGCAUUUCAUUCGCGAGUAUAGAGAAAACUGCAAAAGAUGGAUCCGAUGAACGAGAAAAUGAUAACAACGAUGAUCAAAUAGCAUGUUCCUGCUCAAUAGAAGCUGGUUCGUCAACAAGUUCUUGUACAGUUGAAUGUGUUUCUGACGGUGCUACCCAAGAAGCUACUGCGAAUGAAAUUAAGAUAUCAAGUCCACUGAGGAAAAGUUCUUCCAAUUCUACUAAUUGCGCAACUUCAAACUUGGUACGAAAAUCGAAAUCUGAACAAUCUCUGGAUAAGCGAGUCAGAUUCCAAAACGUUAGUGUGUACUACUUCGCUCGAACACAAGGAAUUUCCACAGUGCCGAAAAAUGGCGAAGUAACGUUAGGGAUGGUAGAUAAGCACUUCACGAAGCGGCAGUUUCCGCUUUGGUACGGAAGACGACCAGAACUAACGCUUCCGAUUGACUAUGAAGAAGAGAUGUCAGAGAGUGAAAAUAUUGGUGAUGUGUUUGACGCCGAGGGGCUUGAGCGGUGCACUGCUCAUCAACUGCCUCUGUUCGAAGGUAAAACUCGAAUCAGGAUGUUGAAGCGGUCAGGAGUACAACUGCAGAAGGAUGAAAACGUAGAAAGUUUGGAAUCUAUUCGAAGGUCACGCAUUUUAUGUGGGUGCCAAUGCGAAAGCGGAUUUUGCAGACCGGAGACAUGUCAGUGCGCUUUAGAUGGGAUAGGUUGCCAGGUUGAUGGCCCAGAUGAGUUCGGAAGAUCGCACCCGUGCUCAUGCACAUACGCUAACUGUCUCAACCCCUGCGGAAGGAUAGAAUUUGAUCCGGAGCAUGUUAAGAAUCAUUACCGAAUAACUAUGAUGCGAUUGAACCAUGCAGAACAAAAGGGAAUAUACGACUCACCACAGCGGAUACGUUUCACAUCAGACGGGGAGGCUCAAUCGGUUUCCUACUUCACACCUCCACCUUCUAAAAGCACACCGCUAAUUGGAAUGCAAACCCAAGCUCAGGAGAGCAAAUUACUAACCGACGUGGACGACCCGCCUACGCGCAAGUGUCCAGUGACGCCGGUCUACAAAAAAUCCAAGCAAAAGCGUGGACUGAAGGUGGAACUUAUUGGUGAUCGGGCCUGGAUGGAGCCUUCAGAACCUGGUGUUUUUGUUUCUUUUCUCUUUUUUAAAUGUACAUGCCUUCUCUAUCGACUGAUAAACUAA
Necator americanus (New World hookworm) is the source of this 2610-nucleotide messenger RNA. RefSeq lists its product as uncharacterized. Gene Ontology annotation, biological process: regulation of transcription by RNA polymerase II. Gene Ontology annotation, cellular component: nucleus. Bases 1 to 2610 code for a protein of 869 amino acids. The record is from RefSeq and is a predicted model, not a curated record. Gene Ontology annotation, molecular function: sequence-specific DNA binding; DNA-binding transcription factor activity, RNA polymerase II-specific. The transcript has 22 exons. Lineage: Eukaryota; Metazoa; Nematoda; Chromadorea; Rhabditida; Ancylostomatidae.